This is a messenger RNA of Dromiciops gliroides (monito del monte), 2379 nucleotides long. Its product is annotated as protein-arginine deiminase type-4-like. The coding region runs from base 106 to 2109 and encodes 667 amino acids. Gene Ontology annotation, molecular function: protein-arginine deiminase activity; calcium ion binding. The transcript has 17 exons. NCBI's taxonomy places the organism in Eukaryota, Metazoa, Chordata, Mammalia, Microbiotheria, Microbiotheriidae. The record is from RefSeq and is a predicted model, not a curated record. Gene Ontology annotation, cellular component: cytoplasm.
CUUACUGAAGAGAAAGAGACUCAAGAAUAUCAUUAACCCAUUGUUAGUAUAAAGGGAGCAGCCCACGGGCAGUGCUGAAGGCCGCAGGCUGACACACCCCAGAAAAUGGCACAGAAGAGACUCGUCCGGGUGUCGCUGAAUCGACCUACCCAUGCUGUAUGUGUGCUGGGCUCCGAGACUGUGGUGGACUUUCAGGGAUGUGCCCCAGCAGAGUGUGAGUUCUUUGAAAUCUAUGCCACAUCGGGAGUAGUUGUUGACAUCAAUAGCCAUCCUAUCAAGAGGUCACCUUCAGGCUCAUCCAAAUGGCUCCUGGAGCCUGGGAUGGAGAUGACAGUGGGGAUGAAAGCCCCAAGCUCCUAUCUUAAUGAUGAAAAGGUCAAGAUUUCUUAUUUUGAAUCCAAAUCAAGCUCUGUCCAGGCCUUGCUCUACCUCACUGGUGUCCAAAUCUCCUUGGAUGUUGACACUUGUCGAAAUGGCAAAGUAAAACCUAGCAACGGCAAAACUGAUAAGAGAAGUUGGACAUGGGGCCCCCAAGGGAAAGGUGCCAUCCUGCUCGUGAACUGUGACAAGGAUAGCCCCAGGUCGUCCACAGUGGAUGCUGAGCUGGAGAACGUGGCUAACUUCAAAGACCUGAAGGACAUGUCCCUCAUGAUUCUGAGCACACACACCCCAAAGGAUUUCUUUGCCCGGCAUGAGCUAAUUCUACACAUUUCCAAAUUUGAGAUGGAUAAAGUGAGAGUUUUUCAAGCUGACCGGAAGAAACUGCCAUCCAAAUAUAAGAUGGUCCUGGGGCCAAAGACCCCAUCUCACGUGCUAGCAGUGCUUGACGGUCGCCAGGAGAACACUUUUUAUGUAGAAGCACUCGCCUUCCCUGAUGUUGACUUCUCCGGGCUUGUUUCCUUCACUGUCUCACUGACAGACAUCUCUAAUCGGCCCGUCCCAGAGACUCUACUUUUUGAGGACACCGUAGUGUUCCGUGUGGCUCCCUGGAUCAUGACUCCAAAUACUCAGGCCCCCCAAGAGGUAUAUGUGUGCAGGAAUUAUAAAAAUGAGACAUUUGUGGAAUCUGUGAAAGCUCUAGCCAAGAAGGCCAAAUGCAAGCUGACCAUCUGUUCUGAAGAAGAAAGCCUGGAGGACAUAUGGAUGCAGGAUGAAAUGGAGUUUGGCUACAUCCAAGCCCCUCACAAAAUAUUUCCUGUUGUCUUUGACUCACCCCGAAACAGAGGAUUGAAAGAUUUCCCUAUCAAAACUCUUCUGGGCCCAGAUUUUGGCUAUGUAACGAGAGAGGCAGAUGAAGAUUUGGUCACUGGCUUAGACUCCUUUGGGAACCUGGAGGUCAGCCCACCCGUCAUAGUUGGAGGAAAAAAGUACCCUCUGGGAAGGAUCCUCAUUGGCAACAGCCCCUACCCCAGGGACCAGAGCAGAGAGAUGCUCAAGGUGCUCCAGGACUUCCUCUUUGCCCAAAAGGUCCAGGCACCUGUGAAACUCCUCUCUGAUUGGCUGUCUGUCGGGCACAUAGAUGAAUUCCUCAGCUUUGUCCCAGCCCAAGAUGGGAAGGGAUUCAGACUUCUCCUGGCCAGCCCCAGAGCCUGCUACAAGCUAUUUGAGGAGAAACAGAAGGAGGGACAUGGAGAUGCCAAGAUGCUCGAAGGGGUUCAGAAAAAAGGAAAUAAGACAAUCAAAGACAUUCUAUCUGACAAAACCUUGAGAGAGCACAAUCAGUAUGCUGAGAGCUACAUUGACUGGAACCGGGAGCUCCUGAAGCAGGAGCUGGGCCUGACUGAGCAGGACAUCAUUGACAUCCCUCAGCUCUUCCGCCUCAAGAUGUUGUCCUAUGCAAAUGAGCUGAAAGCCAAAGCUUUGUUCCCAGACAUGGUGAACAUGCUCGUGCUGGGGAAGCACGUGGGGAUCCCCAAGCCUUUCGGGCCCAUCAUCAAUGGACAAUGCUGCCUGGAGGCCAAGGUCCGGGCCCUGCUGGAGCCCCUGGGCCUGAAGUGCGCUUUCAUUGAUGACUAUUUCACCUAUCACAUCCUCUCAGGAGAGGUGCACUGUGGCACCAACGUCCGCAGGAAGCCCUUCUCCUUUAAGUGGUGGAACAUGACCCCCUGAGCAGGCUCCCCUCCUGUCACCUCGCCCCCUCUGUCCAGCUUUUCUGAGUCAGCACCAGAGGGCUGUUUGCCAGGCCCACCUCAGCUGCUGCUUCCUACAGCCCUGCUUGCCUGCCCUGUGCCCCUGCCCCUGCCCGCCAGGCCAAUUCUGGCCACCCCGCGAUGCCCUGUCCAGCUGGAGAGAUGGACACCUCGCUCACCAAGCAGCACCAGAGAAAAAAGCCCAUGGCCAAGUGAGAACAAGCUGGCAAACCACAAUAAAGUUCUGAAG